This is a messenger RNA of Endocarpon pusillum Z07020, 1497 nucleotides long. RefSeq lists its product as uncharacterized. The transcript has 4 exons. Lineage: Eukaryota; Fungi; Ascomycota; Eurotiomycetes; Verrucariales; Verrucariaceae. The coding region runs from base 1 to 1497 and encodes 498 amino acids. The record is from RefSeq and is a predicted model, not a curated record. Gene Ontology annotation, biological process: regulation of DNA-templated transcription; NADH dehydrogenase complex assembly. Gene Ontology annotation, molecular function: DNA-binding transcription factor activity.
AUGGACAACACCUAUUUCACCGAUCCUCAGUACAACAUGUCAAAUGUCACUCGUGCUUCCUAUUCAAAGAGUAGCAGUGCUACAUGCGCCAAUGCCAAACCGAGUGAGGACUGGACGAAGAUGACGGACUUAGCAGAAAGAAGGAGAGUCCAAAAUAGAAUCGCUCAACGCAACUAUCGCCAGAAGAUGAAGCAGAAACUGGACCGAGCAGGAGAAUAUGAAAGACGUGCAGCUUCCUCAUCCCCUCCAACAACCAAUGCGCCGCUGCUGUCGAGCCCAGAAACCCGAGACAGAAGCUCGUCGACUGGUGCAUCUCUCAAUACAAGCUUUGCGCCUCAUUCGCAGAUGUCUACGUACCAAGAUCCAUUUGGCCAGCAGUACGGAUCAGCGUAUGACCCUCAGUUCCCGGCAGGAAGUGAGGCGUACUUGAAGCAACCGAUGGCACAAAUGCCGACUUCCUUCAUGUAUCCUGGGUACCCUCAACCUGUUUCAGCUGGCUACGCGUCUUUCCCUCAGAACACCGCCUAUACAGAGAUGCGGCCUAUGAAUGUGCCAUAUCCCAGCUCCAUAAAUCAAGGGCAGUAUAUCGGUCACGGAUCAACCGGGACGACUACUACCGGACACCCCAUUACACCAAUUACUCCUACAAGUCAGGUAGAUCGCUAUCCUCAAGACGCUGGACCUCUAUGUGGCAUGGAUUCUACAGGACAAUACGGCAAUACUCAGGUGUCGACCUCUCAAGCCUAUUCCGCUUCGACUACUUCAUCCUACCUAACACCGAUCCCAACCGACACCGCCCUCGCCGAAUUCCACGGCCACCUCGACAUCACAGCCCUCGGCGGCGCCGGAUUCGCCUCCCAGCGCACCACCUCAGCCACCACCACCUGGGAUCUAUCCGCCUACGAUGGAAUCAACUUAAGCAUCGAAGACGGAGACGAGAAGAUGUACACCUUCAUCCUCAAGGACGAGCUGUUGGAUCCCGAUCCAGAGAGCGGGAGGGAGCGGGCGAGUGUGAAUUGGGAGGUUGAUUUCAAGGUGCCGGAGAGGAAGGCUGAAGAAGAGGAGGAGGAGGAGGAGGAGGGGGUGGUGGAUGGGAAGGGAAGACGAAAGGGAGGUAGAGCUGGGGUGUUGUAUAUACCCUGGAAGGACUUCAAGCCAACGUAUAGAGGGAGGGAGGUGAAGGAUGUGGAGAAGCCAAUUAAUCUGGAGAAUAUUAGGAGGGUGAGCUUGAUGACGAGGAGUUUCUUCGGCACGCAAGAAGGCGAUUUCAGCUUGACGUUGCGGUCGAUUGAGGCGGUCACGGUGGACAAGGAGGGGGAAGAUGGGUCCGUGUCAGCAGGGAAGGCAGAUGGGGAUGGCGAAGAUCAAUACUCGGACCCAGGUCAGGAGUAUUCAAUACGCAAGCGUUCAGGAGAGCUUGAAGGAGGAAUGACCGCUCAACAACAGCCCAGACAGAGCUGGCUGCAGUGGGUAUGGGCAAGGUGCUUCAAUCGAUAA